Molecule: messenger RNA, 2701 nt
Organism: Lingula anatina
Lineage: Eukaryota; Metazoa; Brachiopoda; Lingulata; Lingulida; Lingulidae
Product: serine/threonine-protein kinase pim-2
Biological process (GO): protein phosphorylation
Molecular function (GO): ATP binding; protein serine/threonine kinase activity
Source: RefSeq, a predicted model, not a curated record
GCGUCCACAGUCUUCUAUAAUUUGGCCUGGUGUUUUACUCUCAUUGUAUCGCCGUAUGCGAUCCUAUGCCGGCGCAAGGUAUCUAUAUACUAGAACAUGCAUUAUUGAAUAACAAUUCUGCCUUUAACAUUAUGCUUACGCUUAUGCUGCACCAAAUUCGCAAAUCACGGGAUUUGGACCUCGUGUCGUUUACCUGCGACACUAAAUGAUAGGCAGCUUAACCGUGGGCAUAGCUAGCGUCCGUUUCUACAUAUGGCAGUCUUGGCGGACAUCCCUAGUGCGUAGAGCUGUGUCUGGGCCGCAAAGUAAGGCAAAAUACCAGGACUGCGUAUUUGGUUUUCAUGAGAAUCCAAACAUUCAUCCUGCAAGUGGAUGUUGAGACCUGAAUACGAAAGGUGGUUAAUGAUCCGGCUAUGAUGAUCUAGAUUUCGGUAUAAGGAUAUUAAAAAGAGCACAUUGUCAUAAUAUCAGGAAAAUAUUAAGACAAAAUUAAGUUUUUUCUUACUGCCAUGGAUACCCAGGCAAGCUUGUUAGCUGCUCUAUUUUUGCUGGCAUCAGAAAUGGGAGUGUUGAGUCUGCCGCUGUUGGAAAGCAAAGAAAAUGAGUCGUCGAAUAUACCAGCAGGGGCCCUGGCGCGGGCAGCGAUCAACGAGAAGACGGCAGAGAGCCAAAUGGCGAACACAACCGCGUUGACUCUCGAAAUCACAGAAAACAUCGGGAAUUCUUCUGUUGAUCAAGAAAAAAUCAACGAAACUGGAAGCCACAACGCUUCAGAAAAAGACCCUAUCGCCGUAAAAGAAAAUAAGGACGAUGUCAAGAACAGGACAAAGUUAUUUCAAAUGCCACCUUCGCCAGAACUUCCCGAUCUCCCUGCUCAUGAUCGGAAAGCUAAUAUAACGGGACCGGAGGAUCCAUAUAUUGCAGCGCCUGUUCACAGACUUUGCUACGAAAAUAUCACCUAUGUCAAAAACUCCUCGGGGCAAAACAUUUUGGUUGGAUCGGGUAGUUUUGGGAGUGUCUACCUUGCGAUGUAUAAAGAAACGUAUCCGGUGAUCGUUAAAGUUUUCCAUAAGCAUACUGCAAAGAACACAACUAAAAAAAGACUCAAGCAGACUUUUCACGAGGCUCGGUUAUCCGCCAUGUUACAGCCGACAGGACUUCUUCCAAAGUUUUACGGACUUGUCCGAACGGAGAUUGACGGGGAGGUAGAAUUCGGUCUCGUGCAUGAAUAUUACGCCAACGGCAUGACAGUUUUGAAACUCCUAACGGACAACAAUAGCCCAGAACUUGAGAAUGGACUACAACCUGACUGGUUACAAAUCUGUCUCAAACUUGUGCAAUCUAUUGAUCGCCUUCAUAAAGAAGAUGUGUUGUUCAACGAUAUAAAACUGGCAAACAUGCUGGUAGAUAUGUCUGGCAGAGAACCCGAGGUGAAACUGAUAGACGUAGGGAGCGCCAGUUACAGACGCCCUCAUAUGUACAGGGCAGUGCCACCUGAGGAACGAAAACGGUUUUUCCAUCUGGCACCGGAAGUGCUCGACGACGUCCCGACCAGCGUGAAUUCGGAUGUCUAUUCAAUAUGUAAAGCUCUAAGACGGGUAAUGGCGUUUAAACCGAUAAGUGACGAGCUGACAAGAUAUGCGAGUUACUGUCUGGACGCGGACCCCAAAGACAGGCCAACGAUACCGGACAUCAUUGACAAAUUGCACAUGAUAAUCUCUGAUACUACAGACAGCACUUUAACCAAACUUUUAAACAAAAAGGACGAGUUUGAGUUUACUCACAAAGAGUUCUUGUUUGGACUGACUCUGUCGCCAUUUUUCGCAUUGGCAGUAGUGGUGGUAAAGGGACUGUAUUAUCGUAAGCAUCAUUUGGCAUAUAAGCAACAUAGUCUAUGAUCAUUUAAUUUUUAUCUUUUAUGAUGAUUUUUUUUCAAGUAUCAUAUUAUUCAUUUUUCUUCAUAAUCAAUAAUGCACGUAGGAAACGGAUACACCUUUCUUUCGUUGGGUGUUCACCAAAAGCACUCGACUGGCCAACAUCAGUCUUUAAAACUUACAAGGUAUCAAGUACAUGUAGUAGCCUACUGUGUAGUUUGUCUUUAUAUUUCUGAUAUCCAUUAACACGAUAUUGUUAUUAUUGUAGGUUACUUUUAUUUGAUUCACUGGUGCAAUCGGUGCCCAGGCAGGGAUUGUAAAUUAUUUUGGGUUUUUUGACAUGAAGUAAAAUGUAAAUCAGUUGCUAGUAUUCGUUUAGUGUACCUGUUCAAAGUAUAACUGAUUUUGAAGACUAAAUGUCUAUUUGGGAUUCUAGUGACAAAUUGCUUAGCUGCAAGUCAUCAAGGAUUGGGUCCUGCGAGGUUCAAUGGCACUGAAACAAAUGGAGGCUCAUUCCAAUACACCCUUCUGCUGUUUUAUAGUUCUAAGGUUUAAUUUGAAUAUGUUGAAUAUAAACGUUGUACAUGUACUAGUAGGAUAAGAGUACUUGUUUUUAAGUCUUCGGACAGAAAAGAGAAUUGAGCGGGAGAUUAAGGGAAAGAUUUUGAUAUAUAGCCUCAACAUAUAGAAUACCUUCUGAAAAAAAAUUAAUGUCUAAAUUACGGCAAUCGACCCAAGUACCGUUAUAAGUUAAAGAAAUAACAUCUCUUCUUAUGAGACCAAUAUUUCACAAUAAAUACAUUGUACACAACUCAUAGAAAUAUAAU